Messenger RNA from Macroventuria anomochaeta, 1038 nucleotides. RefSeq lists its product as uncharacterized. Lineage: Eukaryota; Fungi; Ascomycota; Dothideomycetes; Pleosporales; Didymellaceae. Gene Ontology annotation, biological process: dephosphorylation. The transcript has a single exon. The record is from RefSeq and is a predicted model, not a curated record. Gene Ontology annotation, molecular function: phosphoprotein phosphatase activity. The annotation marks the transcript as partial.
UUCUCUCAAACCACAUCAAUAAUGUCAACGCAAGAGACCCUUCCCCUACCAUCGCCUCCGUUCUUCUCAGUCCCCAACAUCAACAAUCUCCGCGAUGCCGCCGUUCCUCUGUCCACUCCUCAUGGCCCCCUCCGCCCAGGCAUUCUCUUCCGCUCCGCAGAAGUGUCAAAACUAGACCGCUCAGGCUGGGACGCUGUGCACUCCAUCGGUGUGGCGCACGUCUUCGAUCUGCGCAGCAAGCCCGAGGUAGAGAAAGGCUUGGCGAGUAUCGUAGCCAAGGUCGAUGGGGGCGAAGAUGUGCGGCUGGGCUGGAUGCAGGCCAUGGAAGCUGCAGGUGUGCAGAGGACGUGGGUCCCCGUCUUCGCAGAAAAAGAUUACAGUCCGGAAAAGUUGGCGGAGCGGUAUGUUAAGUAUAUGGAUCGCAGCGUUGCGGGCUUCAUGGCUGCGUACCGCGACAUUUUGAGGAGUGGAGGGGAUGCGUACCGGACCAUAUUCCUCCAUCUUGCGAGUCUGCCACCGGCUGAAUCGAGCAAGACGGAGGAGGGGAAUGGAGCGGAUAAGUUGGGCGCAUUGAUUCACUGCACAGCCGGCAAAGACCGGACAGGCGUCUUUUUCGGCAUUCUAUUCGACUUUCUUGGCGUUCCGCGCGAGGAGAUUGCAGACGAGUACAAUCUCACCGAACUCGGUCUUGCUAGCGUCCGCGAAGACGUCGUAGCGCGCCUCCUGCAAUCGCCCGGGUUCCAGAAGUACAUGCUCAGUCUGACGUCUGGAAAACAGCUGAGCAAGGGAGAGAUGGCCAAGCUGGUGGAGAACAGAGAUGUACAGGACGGACCGGCGGUCGAGUUUCCACCUGAGGUCAGAGAGGAGGGGAGACAGGCGGCGCUGAGGAUGGUGGGGGCGCGGAAAGAGAGUAUGCUCGCUACGCUGGAGAUGGUGGAUCGGGAGUUUGGGGGAUCGGAGAAUUAUAUGAGAGAGGUAUGUGGGCUGAAUGAUGAGGAUCUGGAGAAGUUGAGGAGGGCUCUGGUUGUGAAGAAGUGA